This is a messenger RNA of Cajanus cajan (pigeon pea), 2228 nucleotides long. RefSeq names its product cell division cycle 48B (gene CDC48B). Lineage: Eukaryota; Viridiplantae; Streptophyta; Magnoliopsida; Fabales; Fabaceae. The record is from RefSeq and is a predicted model, not a curated record. Gene Ontology annotation, molecular function: ATP binding; ATP hydrolysis activity.
ACAUAUUACGUUGUUCGUGAGGAGGCACAACCGUGAGCCGCCGCUGUUCGUGCUUCCCACCGCAAGGCCUCCGUAUUCGGCACUCUGCCGCUUCUCGCACCACCGCAAGGCCUCCGCUCCGCACUUCCUUCGCGCACUCCGCACUGCCACUGUCCGCGUGUUUGUAACUUUUUGCUUAGAUGGAAAGCUGCACCAGCAACAGCAGUGGCAGCAACAAUCACUGGAGAGCCGAGGAAGCCAUUGGUGGCAACACUCAAGCUCUUCAGGCCCUUAGAGAACUCAUCAUAUUUCCUCUUCACUUCUCUCACGAAGCACGGAAGCUUGGACUUAAGUGGCCAAGAGGAUUGCUGCUGUAUGGUCCACCAGGCACUGGAAAGACAAGUUUGGUACGAGCAGUUGUUCAGGAGUGUGGGGCGCAUUUGACAAUUAUUAGUCCACACUCAGUUCAUAGAGCACAUGCUGGUGAAAGUGAAAGAAUUCUCCGUGAGGCUUUUUCAGAGGCUUCAUCUCAUGUAGCCUUGGGCAAGUCAUCAGUUAUCUUCAUAGAUGAAAUAGAUGCACUCUGUGCUCGCCGAGAUUCCAAAAGGGAGCAAGAUGCCCGAGUUGCUUCCCAACUCUUUACACUGAUGGACUCAAAUAAACCAACCUUUUCUACACCAGGUGUAGUUGUGGUUGCAUCAACUAACAGAGUGGAUGCAAUUGACCCUGCACUAAGAAGGUCUGGACGUUUUGAUGCUGAAAUUGAAGUUACUGUCCCAAAUGAAGAGGAGCGUUUUCAAAUUCUGAAGUUGUAUACAAAGACGAUUCCCUUGGAUCCUAGUCUUGAUUUGAAGUCUAUUGCUGCAUCGUGCAAUGGAUAUGUUGGAGCCGAUUUGGAGGCUUUGUGUCGUGAAGCUACCAUGUUUGCAAUUAAAAGAUCCUCAAAUGCAAAGGAAGAUGCUAGUAAUUUCAGUCUAAUGAUGGAGGAUUGGAAGAAUGCAAGGUCUGUUGUUGGUCCAAGUAUAACAAGAGGUGUUACUGUGGAAAUUCCCAAAGUGACUUGGGAAGAUAUUGGUGGAUUAAAAGAAUUGAAGAAAAAGCUCCAACAAGCCGUCGAAUGGCCUAUUAAGCAUUCUGGUGCAUUUUCAAGAUUGGGAAUAUCCCCUGUACGUGGAAUUCUUCUCCACGGGCCUCCAGGAUGUUCCAAAACUACCCUUGCCAAAGCUGCUGCCCAUGCUGCCCAAGCUUCCUUCUUUUCCUUAAGUGGUGCAGAAUUGUAUUCGAUGUAUGUUGGAGAGGGGGAAGCUUUGCUCCGUAAAACAUUUCAGAGAGCACGCCUUGCGGCACCCAGUAUAAUAUUCUUUGACGAGGCUGACGUGGUAGCUGCCAAACGGGGUGACAGUUCAAGCAAUUCUGCUACAGUUGGAGAGAGACUUUUAUCCACUCUGCUGACUGAGAUUGAUGGCUUAGAAGAAGCUAAAGGAAUUCUUGUUUUGGCAGCUACAAAUCGCCCCUAUGCAAUUGAUGCUGCACUUAUGCGUCCUGGGCGUUUUGAUCUGGUUCUAUAUGUACCACCACCUGAUUUGGAGGCUCGGUAUGAGAUACUUUGUGUACAUACACUUAAGAUGAAAACAGGGCAUGAUGUUGAUCUCAGAAGGCUAGCAGAAGACACAGAGCUCUUCACAGGUGCUGAACUGGAGGGAUUAUGCAAGGAAGCUGGAAUUGUAGCUCUAAGGGAAGACAUAUCUGCCACUGUUGUUUGUGACCGCCAUUUCCAGAUUGCGAAGAAUUCUUUAAAACCCGCAUUAACGAAAGCAGAAAUUGAUUCAUAUUCAUCUUUCAUGAAGACCUCAUCUAGAGCUUUGCCUAGCCACCUUGAAGCAGGUAUGAAACCAGUAAAAAGCAAAAAGAACAGGUUGGAUCCUAUGUCUUUGGUCAAAAUUGGAGUUGUCAGCUGUUUGUUACUUGCUGCUGCUGUUGAAUACUAUAUCAAGCAUGGAGACCAAAGUUUACAUGAUAUAGCUACCUGAAUGAAGACCAAAAUUUUUUAAGUAAAAUUUUGAGAAUAUUAGGUUUUCUUUUGUUAAAUACAUGUUACUCAUAAGGUAUUAUUAGAUGUGAUUAUAUUAUUCAUGAGGUAUUUAUAGAUGUGAUUCUGCUUAGUCGUGGUUCAUUUCAUUCUAGUAUGUAUCUUUGUGCUUAUCACCAUUUUCUUGCACUAUCUAGAUAAUUCUUGUGUUUUUCUUUCA